Strongylus vulgaris is the source of this 452-nucleotide messenger RNA. NCBI's taxonomy places the organism in Eukaryota, Metazoa, Nematoda, Chromadorea, Rhabditida, Strongylidae. The record is from the annotation of a GenBank genome assembly.
AUGCAACUGGCCACAUCUUCUAGAAAGGAGCAGCAGGAAAAAGAAGCCAUGCAUAAAGUUCGUAUGAACGGAUUUGCAGAGCAUAGUACGGCCAAAGUUCCAGAAACAGCGGGUAAAGCUGCGGAGCCGAAAAAGGAGUAUAAUUGGAGAGCAAAACGACCGAUAGUAGUGAAGCGACGAGUAUCACCACAGGAAAGUUCAACAAGUGAAAGCCGUCGAUCAAGUAAUCAGAGCAAUCGCAGCCCACCAAGGAAUGAUAGUCUAUGCGAUCGCAGAGUGCUGGUUCGUCGCGGCAGUGGCUCUGCGGUGGUUCGACGUUCAAUCACACAGCAACUGUCGCCUUCCACAGUUCCAACAACCACACUUCGUCCUUUCGCACAAGGGGUACAUUUUGGGACAAAACAAUCUUGCACUUUUAAUGGGCCAUUUUGGUUGCAGCUUGAUGGGUAGCU